Molecule: messenger RNA, 2094 nt
Organism: Rana temporaria (common frog)
Lineage: Eukaryota; Metazoa; Chordata; Amphibia; Anura; Ranidae
Product: glutenin, high molecular weight subunit 12-like
Exons: 2
Coding region: 1-2094 (697 amino acids)
Source: RefSeq, a predicted model, not a curated record
AUGGCGGCCAAUCGCGAGGGACCUCAGACAGGGAUCUGCCGGGGGAAGGACCUCGGUCAGGGAUCUGCCGGGAGAGGGACCUCGGUCAGGGAUUUGCCGGGAGAGGGACCUCAGACAGGGAUCUGCCGGGAGAGGGACCUCAGUCAGGGAUCUGCCGGGAGAGGGACCUCGGUCAGGGAUUUGCCGGGAGAGGGACCUCAGUCAGAGAUCUGCCGGGAGAGGGACCUCAGUCAGAGAUCUGCCAGGAGAGGGACCUCAGUCAGAGAUCUGCCGGGUGAGGGACCUCAGUCAGGGAUUUGCCGGGAGAGGGACCUCAGUCAGGGAUCUGCCGGGAGAGGGACCUCAGUCAGAGAUCUGCCGGGUGAGGGACCUCAGUCAGGGAUUUGCCGGGAGAGGGACCUCAGUCAGGGAUUUGCCGGGAGAGGGACCUCAGUCAGGGAUCUGCCGGGAGAGGGACCUCGGUCAGGAAUCUGCUGGGAGAGGGACCUCGGUCAGGAAUCUGCUGGGAGAGGGACCUCAGUCAGGGAUCUGCCGGGAGAGGGACCUCGGUCAGGGAUCUGCUGGGAGAGGGACCUCAGUCAGGGAUUUGCCGGGAGAGGGACCUCAGUCAGAGAUCUGCUGGGAGAGGGACCUCGGUCAGGGAUCUGCCGGGAGAGGGACCUCGGUCAGGAAUCUGCUGGGAGAGGGACCUCGGUCAGGAAUCUGCUGGGAGAGGGACCUCAGUCAGAGAUCUGCCGGGAGAGGGACCUCAGUCAGGGAUCUGCCGGGAGAGGGACCUCAGUCAGAGAUCUGCCGGGAGAAGGACCUCAGACAGGGAUCUGCCGGGAGAAAGACCUCAGUCAGAGAUCUGCCGGGAGAAGGACCUCAGACAGGGAUCUGCCGGGAGAAAGACCUCAGUCAGAGAUCUGCCGGGAGAAGGACCUCAGACAGGGAUCUGCCGGGAGAGGGACCUCGGUCAGGGAUCUGCCGGGAGAGGGACCUCGGUCAGGGAUCUGCCGGGAGAGGGACCUCGGUCAGGGAUCUGCUGGGAGAGGGACCUCAGUCAGGGAUUUGCCGGGAGAGGGACCUCAGUCAGAGAUCUGCUGGGAGAGGGACCUCGGUCAGGGAUCUGCCGGGAGAGGGACCUCGGUCAGGAAUCUGCUGGGAGAGGGACCUCGGUCAGGAAUCUGCUGGGAGAGGGACCUCAGUCAGAGAUCUGCCGGGAGAGGGACCUCAGUCAGGGAUCUGCCGGGAGAGGGACCUCAGUCAGAGAUCUGCCGGGAGAAGGACCUCAAACAGGGAUCUGCCGGGAGAAAGACCUCAGUCAGAGAUCUGCCGGGAGAAGGACCUCAGACAGGGAUCUGCUGGGAGAAAGACCUCAGUCAGAGAUCUGCCGGAAGAGGGACCUCAGUCAGGGAUUUGCCGGGAGAGGGACCUCGGUCAGGGAUCUGCCGGAAGAGGGACCUCAGUCAGAGAUCUGCCGGGAGAGGGACCUCAGUCAGGGAUCUGCCGGGAGAGGGACCUCAGUCAGGGAUCUGCCGGGAGAGGGACCUCAGUCAGGGACCUGCCGGGAGAAGGAACCUCGGUGAGAGAUCGGCCGGGAGAGGGACCUCAGUCAGAGAUCCCCUCAGUCAGGGAUCUGCCGGGAGAGGGACCUCAGUCAGAGAUCUGCCGGGAGAGGGACCUCGGUCAGAGAUCUGCCGGGAGAGGGACCUCGGUCAGAGGUCUGCCGGGAGAGGGACCUCGGUCAGAGAUCUGCCGGGAGAGGGACCUCGGUCAGAGAUCUGUCGGGAGAGGGACCUCGGUCAGAGAUCUGCCGGGAGAGGGACCUCGGUCAGGGAUCUGCCAGGAGAGGGACCUCGGUCAGGGAUCUGCCGGGAGAGGGACCUCGGUCAGGGAUCUGCCGGGAGAGGGACCUCGGUCAGGGAUCUGCCGGGAGAGGGACCUCGGUCAGGGAUCUGCCGGGAGAGGGACCUCGGUCAGGGAUCUGCUGGGAGAGGGACCUCGGUCAGGGAUCUGCCGGGAGAGGGACCUCAGUCAGGGAUCUGCCGGGAGAAGGACCUCAGUCAGGGAUCUGCCAGAAGAGGGACCUCAGCCAAUGACCUCGUUACAUAA